Messenger RNA from Girardinichthys multiradiatus, 4822 nucleotides. RefSeq names its product leucine rich repeat containing 10 (gene lrrc10). The record is from RefSeq and is a predicted model, not a curated record. The transcript has 2 exons. Lineage: Eukaryota; Metazoa; Chordata; Actinopteri; Cyprinodontiformes; Goodeidae. The coding region runs from base 285 to 1124 and encodes 279 amino acids. Gene Ontology annotation, molecular function: protein binding.
GCCACUGAGAGCUGGUGAGAGGACACCACAAGGGAGUAUCUGCAUGGGGAGGACAAUACAUUUUCAGCUCAUUAAGCUGUAUAAACAAAUGGCUUACUGUUGGAGAUGCUAGGUGUCAUGAUGAGGGCUGAAAGACUUUGGGAAGAUCAAUAAAUCCAGAUGGGCAGUGGAGAAGCUUUAAAGGGACUCCAUUAAAUUAACUUAAAGAUGACAACAACCAGCUUAAGUGGAGGCCUUGUUUCUCAUCAACACAGAGUAAAGGAUCAGAAGAGAGACUGAGAAAGAUGGGCAACGCUAUGCGAGGAGUCAUCGCCUUUAUUCCCUCCGAACGCUGCCAGCGCUACCUUGUGGGAGACCUGAAGGAGAUGCCGCUGGACCGAACCCUGGACCUGAGCAGCCAUCAGCUGCGGCGGUUGCCUGUCACCGCCUGUGUCUUUGAUGAGCUGGUGAAGCUUUACCUGAGUGAUAACAACCUCAGUAGCCUACCGAAUGAACUGCAGGAUCUGAGGAAGCUGCAACUUCUCGCUCUGGACUUCAAUUGCUUUGAGGAGCUCCCUGCAGCCAUUUGCAGGUUGCGCCAGCUCAGCAUCCUCUACCUCGGCAACAACAGGCUGCAUCGCCUUCCCAGAGAACUAAAAGAGCUCAAGGAACUUAAUACUCUGUGGUUGGAGACUAACUGCUUCAUUGAUUUUCCCAAGGUAGUGUGUGAGCUCACAAAUCUUAAGACGCUACACUUUGGUUAUAAUCAAAUACAUAGCUUGCCAAAAGAUCUGAGGCGGCUACAGGAACUAAAAAGUAUCUGGCUUCCUGGGAACUUGCUGACAGAGUUCCCACCAGAGUUGCUUGAAAUGCAUUCUCUGGCUAUUAUUGAUGUAGAUCGGAACAAAAUACGACAAUUCCCAAACAUGUCCCACAUGCAGGGCCUGAAACUGGUCAUUUAUGACCACAACCCCUGUGUUAACGCCCCGAUGGUGGGUGAGGGGGUCAGAAGGGUGGGCUGCUGGGCUGACAUUACAGAUGACGGACAGGAAGAUGACGGAAGCAAAGAAGGGAGGGAGGACACAACUGAGAUGGCAGAGGUCCACUCGGAGGAGAAGCAAAACAAUUUAGAAGCAAGAGAGUGACAUUCAGCUGUAAUGGAGCCUGAGUACGAGGCGACUUCAGUGGAGUCAUUAAACCAGAGUGUCAUGGGAAACAUACUUCUGGUGUUUGGCCCACAGUAAGGCUGAUUGAUUAUUGCCGAGUUGGAAAAAUUUUUGGUGCCUUAAAAUAAUAUGUGGCACCAAUAGAGAAACAAACGUAUUGACCACUUCAUCAGGAACCCCUUUUGUCUUCAGCACACCUUAAUGUUUUAUAGCAUAGAUUCAACAAGGUGUCAUAAACAUUCCUUGGAGAUCUUGGUCCAUUUUGACAUGAUAGGCAUCCAGGAUGCAAAUCCCCCACUCUCCACAUCCCAAAUCUGGUGAAUGUGGAAGACAGUGGAGCACAAGGACCUUAUUGUCAUGUCCAAGAAACAAGUUUGAGAUGAUUUGAGCUUUGACAUGGUGCAGUUAUGAUGCUGGAAGUAACCAUCAUAAGAUGGGUGCACUGUGAUCAUGGUCAGCGACAAUACUCUGUUAUCUACUAUAUAGAAAGGAUGUGGUGUUUAAACAAUGCUCAUCUGGUACUAAACGGCCCAAAGUGUGAUAAGAAGACAUCCACUACACUGUUAAACCACCAACACCACCCUGAAUCAUUGCUAUCAUGGUAUUUUUCCACAUUUUGUUUAAAUUGAAAAUACACAGACCAGGCAUCUUUUUUGCAACCUGUUUUGUUGAGCUUGUGAAAAUUGUUUCCUCAGUUCCCUGUUCUUAGCUGGCAGGAGUGGCACAUCGUAUGGUCCACAGCUGUUGUAGUCCAACUGCUUCAAGAUUCAACAUUUUUAGAGAUUAUAUUCUGCAUACCAGAGUGGCUUUGUGAGCUACUGUUGCUUUUUUUUAUCAUCGUGAACCUGUCUGCCAAUUCACCUCUCACCUCUGAUAUCAAGUAAUUUUUAUUCAUGCUGCUCUCUUUCUCGCCCCAUUCUCUGUAAGUCCUAGAGAUGGCUGUACGUGAAAAUCCAAUCAGAUUAGCAGUUUCUGAAAUAUUCUGACCAGGCAGUCUGGUGCCAAUAACAGUGCCAGGUUCAAUGUGCCUAAAAUGCCCUUUCCGACGCUUGGUGGGGACUUCGCAAGUCGUCUUCCCCAUGUAUGAAUGCUUAAACAGAUUGGGUUGCUAAGUGUGUUAAGAAGCAAUUUAAUUGGUGUACCUAAUAAAGUUUUAAUAAUUCCAAUGAAAUCAAAUCUUUUUAGGAAUGAAGUUGGACCUCUUUUAUCCCAAAGUGCAAGACAGUAUUUCAAAUACUUUUAAAGGUAUUGUUUGAAGUUUGGUGUUUUCUUUCAAAAUUGUGAGUGUUUGCAGGACAGAAAUCAAUACUUUUCAUCUAAAUAUGCAUGCUGCUGUGUCAUCUACUUAUCCAUAGUUGAAAAUCUAAUCACAAUUACAUUAUCUUAACUCACUGUGUGUGGGGGUGUUAACUCAGUGAUAGAAAGCAGAUAUAAAAUUAGCUUUAAUUCUAAAAUAGCUUCUGUACCUUCUGAGGCUAAAAAAAGUCUUUAAUACAAGUGAUGAAUAGUCUGAGUCACAGGGUGCACUCAUUAUCCAGACAAAUGCAUAAUUCAUUUGAUAAAUUGGGACUGUGGUUUUAAAAAAAGGCCACUAAUGGGAUUUAAUAUCAUCACCCAAAGCUUAUGGUUUGAAAGAGCCAAUAAAUGCAUGUUUCUACUUGUUCAUAGUACCAGGAAAUGUUGUCUAAAUGCAAAUAAAUGCCACUCUGCAGUACAGGAUUUGAUGCAUUUGGGACUUGCUUUUAACGAAGCACACAAACAGACAUUAAAAGGGCUGUGAAUCAUUUAUCCAUCUAGGAAUGUAAUCAUUUAUAAUCUAGAACUUUUCACUCAGCUUUGAAUUACAUGUAGAAACUACUCAUUGUGUGUGCUGUAGCAUUGCAAUAACACUGUAUGUUACAUACUUUCUUCUUGUCAUGUUAUGUCCUGACACACUUACAGCACCAAUAAUUACCUGCAAAGAUUUUCAACAUAUGUGGGACCUUUUUUAGAAUUUUCAAUUUUGGCCUCUGCUUAAGUUCUGUUUGCAAACCAGGCUUUAACAUGUAGUUUUAUCAUUGUUGAAGGAGAUAAAAUGCACAUUCUUUGCCCUGUUAUUAAACAGACUUUUAUUGUUAUCGAGAUCUACAGACUGCUUACAUUUAUACCAGUUUUAUAUCUUGAAAUUGAUCAAUCUUUGUAAACUUUGUCACUUGGAUUUUUUUCUGUGAAGUUUUUUUUAUUAUUACCUUGCACUUUCUAUUUUUUUAUCCAAAAAUCGCCUUUUCAUCUGACCUUUAAAAUAAUUUGCAAUUCAAAUCCUAGAUAUUUCAUAUUUAUGAAAGAUAGAGCCACAUAACAGCAUAUGUUUGAAAUCAAAAACACCCUCCACACUUAUUGGCACUAUUGGUAAAAAUAUGGAAAACCUUAAAAUAAACGUGUUUUUAUUGCAGUAGCAUAAGCUCAAAAUGAAUUUCUGGUGGAAAAUAUCACAUUAAAAAAUUUUUCUUUUCAUAAUAUCAUGUCCACAAUUAUUGCUACUACUGUUGUUAAUAUCUUGCACAGACCCUUACUGCCAAUGCAACCAGAUUUUGUUUUAUUUUUUAACAUUUGACAUGGUUUAAGCAUAAAAAGAGAGGGAUAUUUGACCAGUGCCAAAUGUGUCUAGCUCAUUCAGACUCCUGGGUGUUCUCUUCUAUUCAUCCACCCCACAAGUUUUUAAAUGGAAUUUGUUUUGGGGACUGAAAUGAAAGUGAACUGAGGUUCCUUUUGCAGCCGAUGAACUAUUUCUAUGAUAAUUUGGCUAAAUUUUACAUCAUUAUCCUAUUGAAGGUCUCAAUGUGUUUGGUUCAUUGGCCGAUUCCACAGUCUAAUGGUAUUUCAAAGAGUGCUUAAUGCCCUGUGGUCAAAAUAGGUUUCCAGCCUUUGGAAGUGAAACAGGCCCAAAGCAUUACAGAUCCUCCACCAUACCUAACAGUGUUUUUUUUUUUUUCCAAAUGUUCAUCGUUUACUCUACACAUUUCCCCCUGAAUUAUUUCAUUCAACUUCUAUACUGCUUAUUCCAUAGUGGGUCACGGGGGAGCUGGUACCUAUCUCCAGCAGUCUAUGGGCGAGAGGCAGGAUACACCCUGGACAAGUCACCAAUCCAUUGCAGGGCAACACAGAGAACUACAGGACAAACAACCAUGCACACACUAAUUCACACCUAAGGGCAAUUUAGAGAGAUCAAUUAACCUAACAGUCAUGUUUUCGUACUGUGGAGAGAACCCACCCAUGAGAAUAUGCAAACUCCAUGCAGAAAGACCCCCAGCUGGGAGUCGAACCUAAAUUUGCUGCAAGUUUAACAGUGAAAUUUCUCUUCCCCAAUGCAAUGUAAACAUCCAAAACCUAUUACUCUAAUUGUACAUUUGGGCAAAUAGUUAUUCCCUUGCAGCAAUCUCCUUGACGUAUACACUUCUCUUGCUUGAAUUAAAUGUUUUUUUGUCUUUGCCGUUUUGAACAGUGACCAACAGAAAUAGGCUUCUGUGCUGCGUCAUAUUGGGUUCUACUGGAUGAGUCAUACAUGAGAUCUUGGAUUGAUUUUAGUAGCAUGGGAAGGUUUAUGACGGUCACAUGUUUUCUCCAUUUUUGGAAAAUGGCUCUCUUUAUUGUUUGCUUAAGUCCCAAAGCCUUAAAUUAACUUUGUAAUCCUUCACAGA